Messenger RNA from Pteropus alecto (black flying fox), 609 nucleotides. RefSeq names its product chromosome unknown C1orf189 homolog (gene CFAP141). The record is from RefSeq and is a predicted model, not a curated record. Lineage: Eukaryota; Metazoa; Chordata; Mammalia; Chiroptera; Pteropodidae. The coding region runs from base 1 to 441 and encodes 146 amino acids. The transcript has 4 exons.
AUGUCUGUGGAAAAAAUGGCAAAGGUGGACAAGGGGCCUGGGCAUGGCAAUGGAGGUGACACAGGGCUACAGAACUCACUUUUCUUGCAGAGUUUUGAAAGGGCCCUGGAACUUCGGAAGAUGGUUGACAGAAGCAGCCUCAUUGAUGGGGUUUUUGUUCCCACUCCUAACUCUAACCCAUUCGACCCCUACCUUUAUACCUGGGGCAGGUGGCAAAAUUCACACACUCACUGUAUGUGGCAGAUGACAUUGAGCCAGAGGAGAAACCCCUAUGCCUACCUAAGGAUGCAGGACACCAUGGUACAGGAGUUGGCACUGGCCAACAAGCAACUACUGGUGGUCCGUCAAGCUGCUCUGCACCAGCUGCUUGAAAAGGAGCAUCGGCAGUACCAACAGGAACUGAGACAGACGGGCAAAGCUUUUUACGUGGAGAGACUCUGAUGGCAUCCGAAGCACUGCCCUUCCAUUUAACCGCGUCUGCUCACCUAGCCGCCUUGAGCCCCCACUACCUUGACCGUCCUUCCCCAAACACACCUGUAUCUAGUUAUCCGCCCGGGACUUAGCACGGUGCUCCCGCGCUCAACCCCUUUCUCACGUCAACCCCUGAUG